AUGUCUGUCCCAACAGGUAUCCCAACCUAUACCUCAGCGCCCGUGAACUCCAACACAGAGGAAGAAGGCACGCACGCAACAACCUCGCAGCCCGAACCUGCCACCGCAACCCAGUCACCAGCGAGCGCACCCUCACAACCUCUAUCAGCACCCGCAACAACAACAGCAACAGCCACAGCUCCCUCCAACCCUACAAUCUACACAACUGUCGAGCCCAACUCAGCACCAGCACCACCCCAGCCAGGCGCCACAGCAGCGCAACCCACCCAAACAGCAGCAACAACAACAGCAACAGCAACAGCAACAACCUCCACCCCGGAGAUAGCGACAUCCACAACGCAGACCCCACCCGCACCCCAACCCGGCGCCUUCCCAUCACCGCCUACAACAUACACAGGAGCAGCAACUCAAUCCUCUACAAUCCCCCCACCACCGAAAGCCGGCGAAGCCAUCUCGCAGCCUCCACCAGCCCAACCAACCCAAACCUACACGCAAUCCUACUCCUACAACUCGCCCCUGGGUGCGCAGACUACGUUACCGAACUCGACCACCUCACCUUAUUCCUCUGUGUAUCCGACGCACGCGGGAUCACAUCGUCCGCAGACUCUGCCGCUGCACUACGGUGCCGGGGCCGGUGCUGGGUCUGGUGGUGGAGCGAACAGUAUCUUCCCCGAAGAGGAAGAGGAGGGGUUUAUGGGGGCGGCGAAGGGGUGGAUACGCUGGUCUGGGAAUAAGUUAGCGGAAGUUGAGAAGGGGGUUUGGAAGAAGAUUAAUGAUGUUCAUGAUUAG
Molecule: messenger RNA, 789 nt
Organism: Penicillium egyptiacum
Lineage: Eukaryota; Fungi; Ascomycota; Eurotiomycetes; Eurotiales; Aspergillaceae
Source: the annotation of a GenBank genome assembly